Coturnix japonica (Japanese quail) is the source of this 10721-nucleotide messenger RNA. The record is from RefSeq and is a predicted model, not a curated record. NCBI's taxonomy places the organism in Eukaryota, Metazoa, Chordata, Aves, Galliformes, Phasianidae.
AUGAGCGGCGGGCGGAGCGGGAGAGCCGCCGUGAAGAUGGAGGCGCCGUUCUACCCCGAGGAAGGGCUGGAGCUGCUGCCCGACUUCGUGCCGCUGCCGGGUUUCGCCGCCACCGCCACCGCAGGACCCGGCGCCGAGGCGGCGGCGGGCCCGAAGCUACUGCUGGGAGCCGGGAAGAAGCGCGACCUGCCGCCCGCCGCCCCCUCGCCGCUGCCCGGGCCCUUCGCCCUGCGCCCGCCCGGCAGCGCCCGCGGCAGCGCGGCCGCCCUGCGCCUGCUGCCGCCCUCCGCCGCUCCCCCGCCGCCCCCGGGCUCGGCGCAGGGCUCGGCGGGGGCCGGCGCCGGGGCGGCGGCGAACCGCGGCGGACCGGAGGCCGCGCUGGGCUCGGCGGCGGAGCUGCCGUUGCUGAAGCUGCCGCCGGCCGCCGACCUGGAGCAGCUGCUCAUCCAGGGCGGCGCGGGGCUGGGGCCCGGCAGCCCGGGACCGGCGGCGGCCGGGGGAGCCGGCGGGCCGGCGGCGGCGGGAACGUUCCUGUACCGACAGCCGGUGACGCAGGAGCAGGAGGGCUUCGCCGACGGCUUCGUUAAGGCCCUGGCCGACCUGCACAAGCAGAACCAGCUGCUGAGCGCGCCGCCGCUCUCCCCGCCGGGGCCCUGCUGCCCGGCCCGCCCCGGGGCCGCCGCCGAGCCGCCCGCCGUCUACACCAACCUGAGCGGCUUCACCCCCGCGGGGCCGCUCAGCCCCUCGGGCAGCGCCUAUCCCGCCGCCUCCGCGCCGCCGCCGCCCCCUCCUCCUCCGCCGCCGCCGGGGCUGCCGUUCGGGCCGGCGGGGCUGGGCGCGGGGCGGCUGCCGGCACCGCGGGCCCUGGAGGAGCCGCAGACUGUGCCCGACGUGCCGCCCGCCGCCAGCGGGGAGGGAGGAGGCAGCGCCCCGACGCCGCCGUCGCUGUCGCCGCUGGACGCGGAGAGCCAGGAGCGCCUGAAGGCGGAGCGCAAGCGGCUUCGGAACCGCAUCGCGGCCUCCAAGUGCCGCCGGAGGAAGCUGGAGCGGAUCGCCCGGCUGGAGGAGAAGGUGAAGGCGCUGAAGGGGCAGAACGCCGAGCUGGCCGCCACCGCCAACCUGCUGCGCGCACAGGUCACUCAGCUGCAGGGCCGCGUCCGCAGCCACCUCUCCUCCGGCUGCCACAUCAACGCCGCCGCUCCCUCCGGGCCGCCGCCCCGCGAGCCGCCCCCGGAGGCCGCCGCCACCGCGCCCGAGGCCGGCGCCUGCUGAGGAGUGGCCGAGGGAGCGGGAGACACGGAGCGGGGCCGCCGUGCUGCGCUGUGCUGUGCUGUGCUGGGCCGCGCCCGUUGAUUUCCGCGCUGUGCCGCUGUGCGAGCCGGGGCUGUGCGCCGGGCCGAGUGCGCCAGGCAUGUGGAGGUGUCGGAGGUUAAGGUAACUCCUGUUUACAGAAAGACUGAACUUUACUUUCACGUGGGGAUAAAAAAAUAAUAUAUAUAUAUAUAUAUAUGUUUCCUAACGCGCCGUACUGGAGUGUAUAGCAAUCGAUAAGCUUCUCAGAGUUUGGAGAAAAAGGAAAACAGGAAAAAAAAAAAAAAAAAAAAGGCCAGAAUUGUGCCCUUUGGAAGAGAUGUGUGUGUACAUAGAUAUAUUUAAAGCAUAAUAUGGCUCUGUAUAUUUUCUUGGCAUUGAUAAAGAAUUUUUUUUUGUUUUUUAACUACUGUCUUUCUCUAGAGCUUUAAUUUGCCUUUGAGAGCUCAGUCAUCCAGGUGGGUGCUCGCACACUGAGACUGAACCUGAAGGAGAGCAGUGUUAAGUCCGAAGCAGGACAAGACACAUUGCCGGCUCAGCCGUAGGAAAGGACGUUUCUCAGCUCUUAGCUCUGUAUUUCUUGUGCCAGUGCGAAUCUGGGGCAUUGAUGGUUAUUUAUUGAAACUUGAACACUUUUGGAUGUUGCCUAGACCUUAUUUUUAUAGAUAACGCGUUAGUAGUGAUAGCAGUUCCUUGGCAAGAAGAGCUUUACUCCUUUUCUUUCACUGUGUACAUUCCAGUAGUGUUUGCUCUUUACAUAGUAUAGUAACAAGUGCUAUACAGAAAAGGGCUCAGAUUUGGGGUGAAUUUGCUAUAAAAUGGCAAUUCUGUUGUAUGUUAUUUGAAUAAAUCACAGAACUACUAUGGAAACAUAGAUUUAUUUUUCAGUAGAGAUCUAUAUACAUUUCUUCUUGGUCUACUUUGCUCUGAAGAACCUUUCUGCAAUACUCCGGAGACGGAAAGAGUCAGUGCUGGAAUGUGGAACACGCUUCUGGUUGGGAAGAACUGAGGCAGUUUAUUUAUUUGUCAAGAUUUCACUAGCCGAAGGGAACAGCACAGGGACUUUUUCCUCUGAUUGCUUCGACAUAAUCCUCAAUAAUUUUUGGAAAGCUGUAUAUCCCCUGCUCGGCGCUUUUGCCUGCCUCGCUUCCGUGCACCUGUGUGCUUUGAGCAUCCCCGCGCAGCCCUGGAGCCGUCUGUUGGAGCGUGGAGGCCACCAGUAAGAGCAGAGCUCCUGAGCCGGUCUCACUGUGGAGCAGAGCCCACACCUCUCCAGCAUCACACUGCUGGGGCUGGGACAUGGAGCUCGACAAGGGCGUCCUGCGGUGGGGACCAUGGGCGUCCCACGGUGCAGCCGUCUUUCUGGUCUGCUCAACCUCACCAGCAGCUGUGGAACGCCUGCGUUACCUCUCCUGGAGCCUGCACUUUGAAAUUCAAGGAGAGGGCCUGGGAUGGACUUGUGUUUCUUGUGCUCUUAGUGCUCUUAGUGCUGUGUGUUCCCGAAGUUCAGCCACGUUGUUUGGUGCGUGGUCACAGCAUAGGCGUAAGGUGAUGUGACGGUGCAUCAGAAUUGGGGUGUUGCAAGCCAGGAUGCUCCGAGGGUAUUUUUUUUCUUAAUGCAUAUGCAAAUUAGGUAGAAGCCAUAUCAAUCAUUUUGUAACUGUUUAAUCGCGUCAUCAGAGCCUGUUCUGGGAUUUUAAGUUCUUGAGUGUAAUGGUACCUUUUGCUGGUUUUAGGGUAGUUUUAGGAAUACCGAUGAGCAGAUUCUCUAACAAAACAAUGCCCAUCUUUACAUGGGUUUGAAGACUUUUACAGGCAUUCUGAGCUGGGUAGCUACAGUCUGUAGCAGCACCUGCUGCAUGAUCGCAAGGCAAAAGGCAGCUUUCACUGUGUGGCAGGCAUCACCCAUCUGCAAAGUUGCUGCAAGACUGAGAAUUUCAUAGAGGCUGUUUUUUCCCCACCCUUCUGUGCUUUCCCCAGUGGGAGAGGUCGUGCCCUGGGGAAAUCCACUGACGUGAGGUGCUCGCCUUUAGUGCACGUGUAGCAAAUCUACUUCUUGCUAAAGAACCUUGGAAAAAUACAUAGAAGUUAUGUGUGUGGGCAGCACUGUUUCAGUUCUUAGAUUAGCAGAUGAGCACAGGGUUGAGCACAGGGUUGGGUGAAGACUUGGUGGCAAGGCAGAGGAAGGCUGUGCAAUGUUGCCUGCUCCUCACCCUUUGGUAGUGCUCCAGACAGAACAUAUUGGCAGUGCUUAGGAAGCGGGUGCAUCCAGGCAAUCCCUGUUGUCCCUACUGAUUGUAACCAGCCAGUCCUUUUUGUUAUUUUGUUCUAAAGCCAACAAACACCCUAUGUUAUCCCUUUAUCCUUCUAGUUUUCAGCACAGCGUGUUGGCCUCUUUCAGAGCUCAUACACACACUCCCUUAGCAGCCUGCCCUGUGUUCUGGCUGCCAUGUGAGGUUGGGUUUUGUUGGCAUUGCAAGAGGCUGCUGCUCCACAGCAGUAUGUGAAUGGAUGACUUAAGCACUUUGUGGUCUGAAGCACAUGGCAAGGCUUUGGCGUGCUGCUUGGUUUGCUUCAGGUGUUUGUUCCUUUCAUUGCUGUCUUCUGAAGUGAAUUGCUACUCUAUUUUCCCUAUAGUGUCCCUAUAUCUUUAUUUACGGGUUCUGUAGUUUAUUCUUGCUGUUAGUAAGUCAAUUCAUUGCGGUGUUUUUCCUCUCUGUAUCGGUAAGCUUUUGUUUUGAUUUUUUGCAUGAAAUGUUGGUCACUGUGAGAUGCUGAAAGAGUGAUACUAGGUCCACAUACACAACUUUGAUUUGUGUAGUUCAUUUCCAGUAACUGCAAGUACGUAGGGUGCUUAAGUGUUGCUGUAAAAAGACAGUUCAAGUUCCCGGGAGCCUCAGUGCUUUUUUCUCCAUCCUUCAAGGCUGUGCCAUGUUUCAUUGUACAUAACCGCGCUGUUGCGAGUCUCUACAAAGAUUCCCAUAGAGCUCUCAAGUCCUUCUGCUUUGGUUUCACACUUUAGUUACAAACCCAUGACAAAUGGACAUUGCUUGUUUCUUUGCUCCAGUUUAGUCUCUGCUCUGGAAGCAGUGCAGGUCCCUUCCUUUAUCUGUUCUGGUUGCUGGACGUUUUUCUGCUGUGACUGCAGCUUUCUGUCAGCAGAUUUGGAAGGCACUUGAGCUGAUGUCUUGAUCUAGAUGUGUCUUCCUACCUAGGUGCUACGGCAAAGCAGCUUGGCUUGUAAAUGACAUUUGUUUCUUUGAGUCAUUAUAUGAUCUUUUCUGUCUUGAGCGGGAGGAGGAGGGUAUCUGUGGUUAAGGAGGGUUUUGCUCACCCUUCCUUGGGUACAGAGAGGGGAAAGCCACCACCAGUGCCACCCACCUCUCUGCCACUAGUUCGAGUGAUGCCAUGACGAGAAAUGGAUGUGCUCCUCGGAGCCUCAGGCAGUGACAUCUCAGUGUCCCUGGCUGUCCAGGCAGUCAGUGUGGUUGUAAAGUAGUUCUUGUAUCUUCCAUCAUGGCUCAGGGCAGCCCACUUGGCCUGCCUGAGGAGCAGAUUUCCAGACACAAAUGCCCUUUGCACUCUGAGGGCUUUAGGUCUGUAGGUGCAUCUCCAUUAGUAAAAGGGCUGAUUCUGGUGGUUGAUUUCUUGUGAAUAGCAGUAGGUAGUCUUGCAAGAGAUCGGUACCUCAAGGGCUUUGGACUCUCAGCUGCAUAUCAUAAAUCACGGUUGAAUAUUUUGCACUCUUGAAAAAAACAAAGAGUGACCAUCUAAGCAUUUUCCAUCACCUUGGUUUGUUUAUGUCAUUACUGGCACAGGAAUCAUGAGCAGCCCUGUUAUUUUCUUUUAGUUAUCUCAAUGAAUGUAUCCAUCUCACUUCUGAGAAAGCAGCGGCCUCCCCAGGUUAAGCCCCUGGGCAUUCUGCAGGAUGCAGCUGUUAAAGGUGGAAAUGUUAUUUGGCAACUAAUUUCUAAUCAGUUAUUGUAUAGUAUUGUUCAGUGCUGUUUGAAGUGCGGAGGCGUAGUAUAUUUGAAUUGCUUGUUGUGCUGAAAAUAGGGACUUGGCUGCUACAAAGUAAAUCUUAACUAUUUGAGUACUGGCAGCUUCUUGGAGACACUGUCUCAAUACCCAAAAUCAGUACACAAGAAAAAAAUUAACAUGCCUGUAGCAUGUCAUCCUGCAAUAUGUUUUGUGCAGCCUUCUGGAUUCUGAGCUGAAGAAGCAGGGAGUAACAUUUGUGUGUGUGUGUGUGCAGCUGUAACUGCUGCUGAAUGAUUUUGCCUCUUCCUUACCUGAUUCUCUAACUUUCUAUGUUUAGAAAGGAGAAAAAAUGGAGUAUGACAUCUCUGUGUACAUAUUUGACUGGCACAAAGUUACUUCAGUUUUCCAAGUGUUUUAUUUGCAGUUUUUCUGUAACCAGGGGAGACCACUGGGACAUUUUUGAGCCAGUUUUGCCACUUUUUGUCCGUUUUAUCUGGUUGGUGUUGUUUGCAGUGACAGUGAGCAUUCCAGCACAAGUGUGUGGUAACACUUACCACUUUCACGCUCCUGUGAAUAUUUUGGAAGACCUGCAUCAGCAGAAAAGGCCCUGCACAGAAAGAUUUAACUGUGCAUAAUAAUCCUGCAGAUGGUGACUGACUUCUUGGAAUCCACAGUCAGUUGCUGUGAUGCUGCAUCAGGAUUCUACGCACUACCUGGUGUGGAAAAAGGCAGAACCUCACCUUUCUUAUAAGCUAUUUAGUCAUGUCAGAAAAAAGUGAAACAGUACUGAGAAUGUGUUGAGAGGUUAAUCUGAAUGUAUAAAGACUUAGGCCAUUAUGGUACACCAUGGUAGAUGAAGGGUUUCAUUAGUUUUCAAUUACUCCUGUCCUCUGAUGUUCUUUCUCUCCAGGCUGCUUAGGAAAUGGCUUGCAGCUAUUUGUGCUGCGAGACUUCUCUCUUCAUAGUGGAUGACAGUGGCUCUGAGGUGGGACAGGGGUGACUUCUGCACGGAGGGGCCAUGUGUGACAAACUCUAAGGAUUUGUUCUGUGAAGUGCAGGGAAGAUUACUAUAAAUAAUGAUUCCAGGGGUGUGGCCCUAGGUAAUUACUUGCCUGCCAUAUGCUUCAGAGUCUGCCAUCAGCAAGUCUGCACCCAUAGCACGGCUAGUUUUGAGUUCAGCUCUGCUCUGGGUUCUGUACUGGUAACAAACAUGGUCUGCAGUAGAUUAAUAAACCUAUGUGCUGGUUUUUCUGGAGAAAUUAUGAUUUCUGCAGGAAUGCUUUGGAACAGUGUUUGCCUACAAAGCCCUGCUGACACAGAGAUAGUAGAUGUGAUAGCGCACUACUGGGUUCUGGUAUCUAGCACACUUCUGAAAAGACUUACUUCUACUGUUAUUUGCUGAUUAAAACCUAGUUCAGAGUGGAAUUGUAAGCCACUGAAAUAAGGUCCAUAGAGUCUCAACAUAUCCAUAGCAAACCUCCUAUCCCAUAACAGAAAAUAAUUUGGAUUGCAGUCUUUAUUUAUUUCUUGUUUAUCAAUUAAGCAGUUUGAAGAUCUUUCUGCUAGGUACCUUAAAGUGUCUUUUUCAACUGCAGAAGGGUAUGCUCCCUGACUUCCACUGGGGAGUAGGUGGAGAAAAGUGGAACUAUUUAAAGUCAGACUUCUUAUUGCAUCCUCCUUCUUAGGCUGUAGACUGUCAUUCAAAAAACCCUAACCAGGAACUUGAAAAUUGCAGAACUGUUUGAUACCAUUUUCCUGCCCUCUCCAGAAGACUUCUCACUACCAGGAAUGCAUGGCCCUCCUGUCUGACAAAAAGAUUGGCUUUUAAGGAUGGAUAGCCCUCAAGAAAAAGCUUAUGAAGAAUAUCUUGUGGCUCCCACAAGACUUUUCUAGAAAUCACAUGUUGAGCUCCAGAGCUUUUUCCCCCUCCUCUGUAUUAUAAACCUUCAGAUUUUCUUGUGAUGCUGGACACAAGCAGCAUGGUGGUUUAAAGUUAAUAGACAGCUCAGGGCAGCCUGCUUAGGAUAUCUUUCCUUUCUUCCCUGGAAACUUCAAAUGACACAAACAGAAAACUUGCCUCUCCUAAUGAACAGAAUCAGGAUCAGAACUCUUGUGUUGUUGUUGUUGUUUUUUUUCCCCAUUACUGGCUUGUUACCAGAUCAGACCAUUUUUUGCCCAUUACUAAAAUGGUAUGGCAACUCCUUGUGAUGUUUGGAAGUCCUGUGCAUGCUGUAACUGAAAUCACAGCACAAGCUGGUAGAUCUGUGGUAUGUUUGUAGUAUACGCUAUUGUAUUGUGCUCCCAGCAACACUUCAUUGUCCUUUUUUUUAUUCCUUUCUCCAUGGGAAUACAUGGAAAUAGUUAGAUACUGAUAAGUGGAGAAACCAGUAACAGUUAAAAGGCAAGGAAUCCAGGGAAGGAAUAUAAUGAUUAUUUAAUGGUAACAUUUAUUGUGUACAGAAAAGAAGUGGGGAGAAUUAUUAUGGAUUUCCAGAAUGCUUUUAUCUUGUUUUAGUAUUUCUGCUUAAAUGUCUUCUAAAGUUGUUGUCUUUGGAAGCUGUGUCCCUCCCUGUCUGUUUUGCCUGGUGAGCAGUAAUUUCACACUUACCCGUAUUUAUUCAAAGCCAUGGUAACCACCAUACUGAAAUGUCAUCAGCAACAGUCCAGGUCUGAUCACUGGCUGAUGAUGCAAAGGUCUGCUCUCUAAUAAAGCGUGGCUCAUGAAAGAUGAGUUCCAAAAGGCAGUUACGCCCUGGCUUCAAGCAUUUGCUCUAAUUUCAAGGCUUUCCCAUGUGGUGUUGCUCAAUAUGUAGCAAAACAAGUUCUUGCGAGUCCCCUGAGCAUUCCUCUCUAUGUAACAGAUUAGAUAUUCACACUUCAUUAAUUUUCUUCUCCUUUCCUCUGUCUGUCCACCCCCCAAAAAUAAAACUAAGAACAAAAUACCUAUUACAAGCAAAUCUUGGAGAAUUGUUUCUCCUGUUACAAUUUACUAUUUAUUGAUUAUGGAGACACUUAGGGUAGUCAUGUCACCGUGUUCAAUGUAAACAUUUAUUUACACAAGUAAUUUGCCUUGGUUGCAGUAGGGGUCAAAGAGAAGGGAAUAAGUGUUGUAAUAUAGUAUUGUGCAAUUCCUGGCUUUCAAACUGAAAACGAUGAGCAAGCCUACGUAGGCCUCUCACCCACCAAAAUCUAGCCACUGAUCCUUACCACACCCACUCUUCUUAAUUAGGAAUGGGUCUAUGGGCUUUUUAAGGUCAAAAGAAGAGCAGAGACCUUAAGGGAUGUUCUACUGUGAAAGUAAAGAGUGGGCCUGUGGUUCCUGAAAACAAGUUUAUCUGUUAGAUUACCUCUAGUUAACACUGUCUGGAGGUAAGCCUUAGGAUCCCUGAGUAGGCUCCUACCAGCAAACACAGCUGUCUGUGUGUGAACAAGUCUUGUUGAAGAGGCAUUUUGGCUGCUGUAUUUCUUAGACUGUGGAGUUGAAGGGCAUUCUUCCAGGACAGUUGUGGUUUUUUGAGCUGUUUAUCUGAGGCUUGCUGCUUCUUUCUGCAAUUUCUGCCUAGACUGAAGGUUCUCCUGAGGUUGAGGGGCCCACAAUGUGCCCUCACAGAAUGGUGUUUGUGAUGGCUCAUGCUGUGUCACUCAGAUACCCAUGAGAAGGGAGAAACUCUGGAUGGGUGCAGGCUUGGCAAGCAGAAAUCCAUCAUUCCUUGAGCAAUAUGUCUUUCAGACCACCUGACUGCAUCACCUGAAUAGAGAUCUUCCAUCAGCUAGAAAUGAUAGGGCUCCUGCACAGUUGGACCCAGCUUUGGGAGCACUCCAUGUCUACUGUUGCUUUUUUUUUGCUCAGUGUCCUUGCAGAAAAUAUUUAUUCAUAGCGCCAUGAGCCUUGCAAUAUGGUGUCUGGGGGUAGCUGCUGGGGCUGCUCACGUCGUGUGGUCCUCCCUUGCAUGAUCAACAUACCCAGGGGACCUCUAGAAAAGGAGAAGCAGCCCCUCCCUAUUGGUUAGCCACCAGCAUCCCUGAGCUCUUUUUCUGUCCAAAAGGAGAAGUGUGAGCAAAAUGUCACUUCCUACAACUCUGAUGUUCAAACUGGUUCUUCCUAGGCCCUUGGGCAUAGCACUGAAACAUACUUGUUCAGGACAGCUGUUGAAAAAGAAAGGUGGAGACAGAGCAGCUCAGAUUUGCCUCUGCUCUUGCAGUAGCUAAUGUGCAGAUAGAUAGUGGGUGGUUGUCUGCCUACAUGCUUUUCUGGGUUCUUACAAGUUGGGCUUAUGUGCACCUUUGUAUUCUGCCUUAUUAAAUUAGCUAGCACAGAGGAAUCGUCUGAAAUACCCUUCCAAAAUCUCUUCUUGAUGAAGAAUUUAAAAAAGAAAUUAUGGUGUUUGAAUAGGUUAAAAACCAAACCAAAACAAAAAACUUCACAAAACCCUACUUUGAAUAGAUUCAGAAAUACUUCUGCUUUUUCUUUUAAAUCUGAUUAUUUGGGUGAUAGGUGUGCUGGCCAGCAAAUUGCACGCAGACCGAGGUAGUAAUACUGAAAUAAAAUGCAGUAGCUGCUGAUUGGCCGGAUUAGGUCAGGAGAGGGUUUAUCAAGGACGCCUCUGACAGCUUUUUUUCUGAUGUGAUUAUUUUUUUACAUAAAUAGAAGCUAUAGGGCUUAAUAAUAUACAAUUGAGGAUUAUGUCCAUUGUAUUUUUUUAUGUUACUUUAACGAACUAUGUAGUACUAUAAUUAAAACGCUUAUUUCUGAAACAAAGUGGACAAUAUUGUUUGGCAACUUGCACUUGAUUAAAUGUAAAACAUUUUCUUAAUUUAGUGAUGUGUUUAGGAGAAUACUGUAACUUACUGAAUAUACAACGGUGAUGACUGUGUUUACAAUAACUUUACAAUUCCUACUGUUCAGCAGUAGCCAACUUGUUUAAGAAUUAAAAGUAAGGCAUACUGCAGCUGUCAAUCUUGGAGAAAUUAAUGCAGUCCUGCUACCACUGUGGGAUGGAUACCACGGGUUUAAAUGGCAGCAGAAUUGUAUUCCAAGUCUCUGUCUUAAGUGCUUAUGACUAAAAGGCGACUUGCCUUGUGCUCAUUUAUGUAUUCCUGUGUGCAGUACAUCAGUUAGAAAUCUGUUAAUGGUUGAUUUGUAACACUAGAACCUUUAUGGGGAUCACAGUGGGAUUUUUGUUUGUUUUUGUUUGUUUAUGAUCAGAGACUUAGACAUUUUGGAAUGUAUAACAUUUAUCCUUGUGCUGGAAUUGUUUACAUGCAAAAAGGUAUUUAUGAUUUUUUGCAAAAUGCAAUGUGCAAUUUUGUACACGUGUUUUAAACUAAAGAGUUUAUAAGGAAGAUAUUGUAUGUACAAUACUUGGACAUGAGUAUUAUUUCUUUGAUAUAAAUAUCUAGAGGAAAAUUAAAGUUGCUUUAUAUUCAUA